AUGUCUCUUAUUAAUGCGCCAUUAACUCGAAAACUACCUGUAUCCUUCGACGAGGAGACAAAUUUUUCCCAGCUUGCUGAUUUUAUUGAAACAAAAAAUGGUGAACGCGGAAGUAACUUAUCAAAGCACAUUUCCUAUUUACUUACUAACAUAGUUGAAAAGCAGAAUUUAAAUAGCACAUCGAAAGAUAUGUUGCACUGGGGAAUAUAUAGUAUUAUUAGAAUCCCGCUCCAGAUUUUUCAUGAGAAUAUUGGUGGAGGAGUGCUUCCAAUUGAAAUGGAUCGGAACGGUAAGGAAACAACAGCGAUAGGUAAUAAACGACCAGAUUUUCUAUACUGGACAAACAAUGUACUUCUAUAUAAAGGCGAAGAGAAGGCUGCAAUUGAGGAUUUUUCAAAAGCUAAGACAGGAGUAAGGUUACGUUUUUUUGCAAUUGAUGGAUCAUCAAACAUAAAUUCGCCAAGAUGUUUAGUUACACUUUCAAAUCAAUUUGACAUGAGUAAUCGUCGAGACCGUGUUUCUAUCCUCUGUAUAGUGGUUAAUAUUGCACGCAUAAUGAGAACUGUGAGCAAUAUUAUUCCCGAAAUGAUUGUUCCUCUGUUCGUCGUGACAUCCGGUUACCAAAUAUUCUCUUUAUUCCUGGUGUUGCAAAUUAUAAAUAUGUUCUUAUCGAUUUUUGAACAUGCUAAUGUGGGUGGACUAGUAGUGUCUGAACGGUUGAAGGAUUGGGACAAUAAAACACUCACGAAGAAGAAUGUGUAUACAGCACAAUUUGAUUUAGGAAUCUUAAUGUGGUGA
This is a messenger RNA of Diversispora eburnea, 798 nucleotides long. The record is from the annotation of a GenBank genome assembly. NCBI's taxonomy places the organism in Eukaryota, Fungi, Glomeromycota, Glomeromycetes, Diversisporales, Diversisporaceae.